Molecule: messenger RNA, 1581 nt
Organism: Theileria annulata
Lineage: Eukaryota; Apicomplexa; Aconoidasida; Piroplasmida; Theileriidae
Exons: 2
Coding region: 1-1581 (526 amino acids)
Molecular function (GO): protein binding
Source: RefSeq, a predicted model, not a curated record
AUGAAAGAAAUGACUGUUGGAGAUAGAGUUUUAGAAGGAGAUUCACUUGGAACUGUGAGUUCAGAACCUUUAAAGUGUGAAGAAAACCACAAAAAUAGUGUUUGUGAUUGUAAAUUAUUAGUGAAACCGGACGAUUUGACAAAUGGAGAGCUUGAGGAAGGUUCUAAAAAGCUAGAAAAUUUUAAAAAAAUAAAAGUUAAAAUCUUUGAGUAUUUUGAUAAAAUUAAAGAAAACAGUAUGAAUUUUGAGGAAUUAACCAGAAUUUUGUCUGAAAGGUUUGAUUUUCAUGAUUUUUCAAACCCAAAUUCAUGUGUAAAUUUAGAUUCUGUUAGUCUAGGAUCAACAUUUGAAAGGGAGUUUAGAAAUAAGUAUUUAAACACUGAUGAGGAGUUAGAAGCUGAAGAUUCAGGUGUAAAUUACGAAUUUGUGGGAAUGGAAAAGGCCUGUAAUUUCUUCUCAGACCCUAAAAAGCUUAUUACAGUGACCUUAAACGAUUGUAAAAUCAGUCAAAUUGGGACUAUAACUGAGUUUCCAAAGUGUACAGAGCUGUUUCUAUCAAAUAACCUCUUGACAAGCUCAGAAGUAAAUAAGUUAGUAGAAUAUUUUCCCAAGCUAACAGUUUUAGACGUCUCAGAAAAUAAAAUUGACAAACCAAUUAAUGCACCGAGUGUAAAAACAUUAAUCAUGAACAGAGUUUUUGUGGAGUUUGAAUUGGUUUUGGAAACUCUAGAUCGAUGUGUAAAUGUAACAAACCUGAUUUUUUCAGAUAAUAUGCUUGAUGAGGUUGUUUUUAAGGGAAAAACUUACCCAAAUCUCACAGCUAUAGAUUUGAGUAAUAACUUUAUUUAUAGUUGGGAUUCCAUUUGUAACCUAUUUAAGAUAUUUCCAAAUUUGGAAAAGUUGUUCAUUUCUCACAAUCUUUUACAUAACUUGGACUCAAAUAGUAUGGAGUUUAACAGUUUGUUAGAACUUGACAUAUCAAAUAACCUGAUUAGUGACAUUGAUGUGAUGGUAAAGGUAUCGCAGGCAUUCCCUAAUUUAACAAGUUUAAAGGUUAACUCAAACCCAAUCAGUCCAAAUUUUAUGGAAAAAUACAGCAAUUUACCCUAUAUAAAAAGUGUAAAAGGGGAUAAAAAUGAUGAAAUAAUUAGGAUGUACAUGAUAGUAACAUUUGCAAAUCUGAAGGUGUUAAAUGGCACAACUAUAACAGGGGAGGAGAGAACAAAUUCGGAACGUUAUUUAAACUAUUUGGAGGAUAAAGAACAGGGAGAAGAAACGAAAACAAAGGUAAAUCUGGAGAAAAAGAAUAGAAUUAAGGUAUUACUGGUGCCAGAUGGCGAUUCAGAGAGUUUCUUAUACGAGCCUGUGGAGAAGAAACUGUCAGAAUCCUGCACAGUUUCAGACGUAAAACUACUGUGUAGUAAACUAUUCAAAAUGAAUCUUAAAGAUAUUAAACUCGUCUACAACAACAAGAUGAUGCCGUUGUGCGAGGAAAUGGAUGAUGAUUCCGCGGAAUUGUGUAGAUAUGGAAUCUCGGAUAAUUAUCAAAUUCGAGUACAAAAUAAAAAUAUUAAAUUUUAA